Messenger RNA from Gasterosteus aculeatus aculeatus (three-spined stickleback), 2203 nucleotides. RefSeq names its product E3 ubiquitin-protein ligase TRIM21-like. Lineage: Eukaryota; Metazoa; Chordata; Actinopteri; Perciformes; Gasterosteidae. Gene Ontology annotation, molecular function: protein binding. The record is from RefSeq and is a predicted model, not a curated record.
CAGACGCAUAAAACCUCAUAACAAAACCUUCGCGUGAGUCGAUAUUGGAUCUGUGGGACCUUGCUAAACCUGCAGCCUACGUAGAGGCGAUUCACUGACUAAUUUGCAUGUGCACAUGCCUCCCCGACAGCAGGAAGUGACUGUCAGCUCUUUGAAAAGAAAUGAAACCUAACUGACAACAAAGGCAGGACUGCUAGAGGAAGGACACGCACACGGAGACGAGGACCAUCUCGACAUGGCCGCCGCUCAAGUGCCCCCCCGCGACCCCGGCUCGCUGCAGACGCACCUCACCUGCUCCAUCUGCUUUGAGCCUUUUGUGGAGCCCGUCACCACAGACUGCGGCCACUCGUUUUGUAAGAAAUGCCUGCAAAGUACCAUUAGAUACAAGGAUAACUGCCCUCUAUGCAAGGAUCUUGUGAGGAAGGUCCCGACUGUCAACAUCGUCCUGAGAAGCAUCGUGGAGGAGAUGAUUAAGGCCCUGGAGAAGUCUGCCGAUGAGUACACCGGGGACCCCGGCGAAGUGGCCUGCGACGUUUGCACAGAGCGAAAGCUGAAGGCCAAGAAGUCCUGUCUCGUGUGUCUUUCCUCGUACUGUUCGACGCACCUGGAGAACCACUCCUCGACUGAAAGGCUGAAGGGCCACAAGUUGGUGGAACCCGUGGAGAACCUGGAUGAGAGGGCCUGUUUGAAGCACGGGCGCCCCCUGGAGCUGUAUAGCAGGAAGAGGGGAGAGUGCAUUUGUGCACUUUGCAUUGAGGAAGGUCAGGAGGCGAUUGUGUCCACUGAAGACGAAUGUGACCAGAAGAAGGCCAAGCUUGAAAACAUAAAGACAGAAUUAAACGAGAAAAUUAAGAAGAAAAGAACAUGGAUCGACGAGACCGAUACAUCUCUGAAGAGAUGCAAGGACCAGCUGGAGAGUGAGUGGUGGGAUAUCGACAAUGUGUUCACUGCCGUUGCCGCCAUCGUGGAGGAAGCCCGGGCGGCAGCUCUCAGGCCGGUGGAGGCGAAGAGAGACGAAGUGCUGAAAGAAGCAAAAGACAUCAAAGAGAAGCUGGAGGCUGAGAUCCACAGACUCGAGAAAACCAUCUCUGAGCUAGACAACUUAUCGGUGCUUGAGGAUCACGUCCUUUUCCUUCAGCGCUACCCAGCUCUUCCGAACCCGGACAACCUCGUGGACUCAACAGCGGUGGAGCUCGACACAUCGUUGUUUUUCGGCACCUUGAGGAAAAUCACAACGACCAUGUUGGAACAGAUUCAACAGAAACUUGAGGAGCUGACCUCCACGGAACUUCAGAGAGUUCCAAAGUUCAGAGAGGACGUGAAGCUGGACCCGACCACCGCCCACCGUCGCCUCGUCCUCUCCGAGGACGGGAAGGAAGUGAGGGACAAGGGGGAGGACCGAGAGGUAGCCGACGCCCCGGAGAGGUUCGAUCUGUUCGCCAGCGUCCUGGGGCUCAACCCGUUGUCCUCCGGGAGGUCCUUCUGGGAGGUGGAGGUCGGCGACAAGACCGGGUGGGACCUGGGCGUGGCGAGGGCCGACGCCAACCGCAGGGGGAAGCUCUCGCUGAGCCCGGACGACGGCUACUGGGUCAUCGUGCGUUACGACCAGGAGAAGUACGCCGCUCUGACGGCGCCGCCCAUCAGCCUCUCCCUGGCGAAUCACCCCCGGAAGGUGGGCAUUUUAGUGGACACAGAGGAUGGCCUCGUGUCCUUCUACGACACGGCGGCCGGGUCACACGUCUACUCGUUCACCGGGUGCUCCUUCGGGGACGCCGUCCUCCUGCCGUAUUUCAGCCCGCACGCCAAACAGGAGGAGAAAAACUCAGAGCCUCUGAUCGUUUCUGUUUCAAAACACGGCUUUUGAGAAUGUGGAAGAGGGGGGUUCUGGGUAAUCCUGCCAUUUGUUGCUAAAAGUAUGGACCAUUUUUGUUCAAACGGUCUGGGUACUUUAGGGUAAAGUGUUGACAAGAGCUACACAAAUGAUCCCUUAUAAUACAGGUCUGUAAUGGAGGUUAUAAAGGUCUAUUAUAGAAGACUCAUUGGAAUGUGUAAAAUAAAGAGACACAUGUAAACUUUUUAUGGAUGUGAUAGGGGACAGUAAGAGAUGUUAUAUGGGUGUCCAUGUGUUAAUACAAUGUAUGUUUGAUUGUGCUGUCAUCAACUUGUUUUAAUAAAAUAAUAAAAUAUAAGUGAUCAAAUUGAA